This is a messenger RNA of Hemicordylus capensis (graceful crag lizard), 2808 nucleotides long. It is a transcript of the gene SLC35F6, whose product is annotated as solute carrier family 35 member F6. Gene Ontology annotation, cellular component: membrane; intracellular membrane-bounded organelle. Gene Ontology annotation, biological process: transmembrane transport. Lineage: Eukaryota; Metazoa; Chordata; Lepidosauria; Squamata; Cordylidae. The coding region runs from base 127 to 1254 and encodes 375 amino acids. Gene Ontology annotation, molecular function: transmembrane transporter activity. The record is from RefSeq and is a predicted model, not a curated record. The transcript has 6 exons.
CCACAGAUUUGGGAGUCGCUGACUGGCCGAGCGGUCACGUGAUCUGCCGAGGAGGCGAGGAGGAGGAAGUGCAGCGGCGGCGGCGGCGCGGGAGAGCAGAACUCAGAGGCGGCGGCGGCAGCGAGCAUGGCGUGGAGCAAGUACCAGCUCUUCCUGGCGGGCCUGAUGCUGGUCACCGGCUCCAUCAACACCCUCUCGGCCAAGUGGGCUGACAAGCUGAGUGCACCCUCCUGCAAUGGGACAGACCUACACAACUUCCAGCAUCCCUUCCUCCAGGCGGUGGGCAUGUUCCUGGGCGAGUUCUCCUGCCUGGCUGUCUUCUACCUCCUCCUCUGCUGUGACCGGCGGAAGCCAGAGCCCACCAUGGGCCCCCCUCAGCCCUUUAACCCUUUCCUUUUCCUGCCCCCGGCACUCUGCGACAUGACCGGGACCAGCCUCAUGUAUGUGGCCCUGAACAUGACCAGCGCAUCCAGCUUCCAGAUGCUCCGAGGAGCCGUGGUCAUCUUCACGGGGCUGCUCUCGGUGGCCUUCCUUCAGCGGAAGCUGGCCCCAAGCCAGUGGCUAGGGAUCCUGGUCACCAUCCUGGGGCUGGUGGUGGUUGGGUUGGCAGACCUGCUGAGCAGCGAUGGCGAGAAGCACAGGCUGAGCCAGGUCAUCACAGGUGACCUGCUCAUCAUCAUGGCUCAGGUGAUCGUUGCCAUCCAGAUGGUGCUGGAGGAGAAGUUUGUCUACAAGCACGACGUUCAUCCUCUGCGGGCUGUGGGCACGGAAGGAUUCUUUGGGUUCGUCAUCCUCUCCCUGAUCCUGAUCCCCAUGUACUACAUCCCAGGCGGCAGCUUCAGCGGCAACCCGCGGGGGGUGUUGGAAGAUGCUCUGGACGCCUUCUGCCAGAUUGGCCAUGCCCCACUCAUUGCAGUGGCCCUGCUGGGCAACAUCAGCAGCAUCGCCUUCUUCAACUUUGCUGGCAUCAGCGUCACCAAAGAGAUCAGCGCCACGACCCGGAUGGUGCUCGACAGCCUGCGCACCAUCGUCAUCUGGGCCGUCAGCCUCGCCCUGGGCUGGGAGGCCUUCCACGGACUGCAGAUCCUGGGGUUCCUCAUCCUCUUGGUCGGCGCUGCCCUUUACAACGGAUUGCACCGACCCCUCCUGGCCCGCCUGCCCUGGUGGAGAGCGCGGGCGGAUGCUACAGGCGCGGGUGCAGAUAGGGAGGGCCUCUUGGCUGCAGAGGGGGCUUCCGUUAACGGGGAUAGUUGAUGUCGGCGCAGCCCUGACACCACUGGACCUUUUAGACUUCUAUGGAAUGAACUAGCCAUGGUUGCCCCGGCUGGCAGGCUGGGGACACCCAACUGGUCCUGAGAUUCACUUUGUACACUUGGUACUCGAGGUGCCUUCUGAGUCUGUAUUUCACCCUUAAUUUUGGGAUGUUGCUCCCCCACUUGGCCACUUUGCUUAUUCUAGGAGGAGGGCACACAGGAGGGGCUUGGCUGUCUCUGGGGCAGCCCCAGAGGAGGGGCCCUCUCACUGCUACUGCUACAAUCCAGAGUAGGGGAGGGCCACCUCUCGUGCUGGGACCAUGUCUAAGCCUGCCUCCAGAAUGUGGAUGGGGCAAGAGAGGGGACCUGUCAGCUGGCUGCCCAGAGCACCGUGUGCAGGUGUGCCUCCUCGGCUGAUCUGUCCACCAGCCUUUGGCAGUCCGGUCACCUCUCUAGGCCUUCACGUCUCCCCUCCGCCUCGGCAUGAUGUCACAAGGCCAUUGGGAAGGCUUCCGCAGGUUCUCUCGCUCCAUGGCACAUGAUCUUGCUGCUAACUCCUGGCAAGCACUGGCCUUCUCCUGCGCUCUGCUCCAAGGGGAAGGGCAGGAGGAUGUGCUUUGAGCUCUCCACAGAGGGGACUUCCCGUUUGCCCAGGGGGAGUUGGCUGUGCAGGAGACCGCUCUGCAGGGCGGUGGCAAGUAGCUUGACUGUGCCGUUGUGCCCCAUCUGAGAGUUGCCGCCCAGAAUCCUCUGCCAGGUGGCAAAACACUCUGGGCUCUGCUUCUCAAAUGGGUACCUCAUGCCAGUCAGGCUGACUAAAUGCCCUUGGGUGUUCCAGUGUGGUUACUAGGAGCCCCUUCUCCCAAGAGUCAUCCCAUUGCAGUCUUGAGUGGGGGUGAGAGAGAACGCCACGGGGGGGUGGAGGAGUGUGCAUGUACGGACGCUUGUGUCAUCCAUGCAGCGCGUCUCUCUGGUUCCGUGUUGCUAAUACUUGCUUGGUUUGCUUCAUGUUUUAUAGGGCUGGAAGUUUAAAGGAGAGGACUCCUGGAGUGGCCUAAAGAGGGGGAAAUGCAGGCUGGGCACAUGGCAGGUAGUGCUGCAGUUAACUUCACACAUGACGCAUUACCCACGUGCGGGGGGGGGAGAGGCUCAACCCAUUUCCUCUUGUUGCACCAUUCUGUCCCUCCAAAAUAGGCUGCUCCCAUUUUCCCAGUGAGCCUGGAAAAUCCUCCUCCAUGGCAGUGGUGGCAGCAUGCCCAAGCGGAGGAGGGCAGGCGUGCUGGCCAGCUGUGGUGUGUCUGGAAGCCGGCCUGGCAUCUUGUCCAGAGGCCUCCCCCUGAUCCCGGAGGACGUGGCGGCAGAAGCAGCCGAGCUCGUCUGUACAGGCAAGCCCAGCCUUGCUCCUUGGCAGGCUUCUUUGGCACUUGAGCAGAGCCUUCUCUCCUGCCCCCUUUGCGGCUGAUUAUGUGGGGCAUAGCAGGGAGGGGUGGGCAUUUCCUUGACUCUGGAAUAUGGACGAGAAUUUGAGUCCUCAAUAAACACAGCCUGGUUUCAA